This is a messenger RNA of Medicago truncatula (barrel medic), 528 nucleotides long. RefSeq lists its product as uncharacterized. The transcript is spliced from 3 exons. NCBI's taxonomy places the organism in Eukaryota, Viridiplantae, Streptophyta, Magnoliopsida, Fabales, Fabaceae. Bases 19 to 339 code for a protein of 106 amino acids. The record is from RefSeq and is a predicted model, not a curated record.
GAUUAUAUAAAUUACCAUAUGUAUCUCGAGUCCAUUGUAGCAAGAAAAAUGGCUUCAAAGAAGUGCUCUCUUAUUUUGGUAGUUCUCUUUAUUUGUCUGUUGAGUUUUUCAUCAAAGGCAUUAGCAAGGAACAUUCCGAAUGCUUCGAAACUUUAUCUAUUUUCAGAUGAAAUAGGUCUGAAUAAGAAGAGACUCCUUGCUAGUGUGAAGCCUAAGCCUGAUAAUGCACGUGGCCACAAUUAUGCAGAUCUGAAUAAGAAGAGACUCCUUUCAGAAAAGUGUGGGAGUAGGACACAUCAACCUCAUGCUGAUAGGCCACGUUGCCACAAUUAUCUAUGAAGAUGAUGUUGGAUCAAUUUACGGAUGAAGUUGGUAGAAAAAAAAUAAAUAAUGAGAUAUUGUAUUAAAUAUGCUUGUUGUUUGUUCAAAAAAAAAAUUUUGCUUGUUGUUUAGUUUGAUUUAUUUUCCCUAGGUGGAAAGCUUGUGUUUUGCACGGAUAAAUUCUAAUAAAUAAUCAGCUUGAUUUAU